UAUUGUUUUAUAUCAAAUAAAUAUAUAUAUAAAACUAUCGUUAUUAUUAGUGUUUUAUGAUAUUACAAAUUACAAUGAGACUAAUUUUUGUCUCAGUUUUGGUUUUGUGUUUAUCUAGUGAGUAUACUAUAAAAUGUUCAGAUGAUGAAUAUGUCGAUCCGUUGGACAUGGUCAACUAUGAUAGAUCAACAAAAUCAAUGAAAAUUAAGCCAAAAAUAGUAGUUAAUGAGCCUAUUCAAAAUGACCGUUGUACAAUUUUCCUUUCAAGAUUUAUCAACAUACUGUUAAUAAACACUGGACUAUCUGUAAGUAAUAUUGAUCAAGUGUUAAAUAAAGGAAAAAAUGAAGAGCUGAAGUUAUAUGCUUCAGUAACUCUCAGUACUCAAGAUUUACAGUUAUUAAAAAAUAUGGCCAGUAAAAGGGAUAUAGAUUAUACAGAAGUUGAUCGAAUUUUGAAUAGCUUAUUUACUCCAGUAGAAAUGGAUUCCUCUGAAUUUAAAGUAAUAAACAGCUCAGAAAUAUACGAUCAGAUUAAGGAAGUGCUGUAUUGGAUUUCAGUUUGUUUUAUUUCAAUUGCUUUAUUGUAUACUACUUUUAAAAAAAUUCAUUAUGUUUUCAAUUUAACAUUUAUUUUAUUUAUUAUUUUUGCACUUGCUUUUGCUUCAACCUGGUAUACCAUGUACACGAAAGCUGAAAUAAAUCGUAGUGUUCAUUUGGAAUACAUGCCUUCUCAUUGCCGUGCAAACACAGGCUGGUCUACUUUUUCUUGGUUUCGAACUAACAAUUUAGAUGAGUGCAAAAAGUAUAAAGAAGCAAUUUAUUUGAAUCCUAAAUAUUCUAUUGCUGUAACUGACAUAUUAGCUGAAAUGUUCAGUAAAAUGAUGACCAAGCCAUUAGAAGCUUUAGGAGAUUCUAUAUAUGUGUUCAAUAAAUCAGUUUUAAAGGAUACACCAUAUUGGGCUCAAAUAAUUUUGAUUCCUAUCAUUAUUAUUAUAACCAUUAAAACAAUAUUUUUAUCAUGUGCAUUGUUAGUUGGUCGAAGUUUAAGCAUGAAAUAUAUAUUUGGAUAUGGCGGUUCAACAAUUGGUCCAGGACCAACUGGCAAUGACUACUGUAAAACAAAUGAUAAAAUUAACAACAGUUUUCAUCCAACGACAUCAGCACAACACGGGAUUCCUCAAAUUUCUGAAUUACCAAAAGUUAAUUUUAAUAUUAAUUUAUUUCAUCCAAGUCCAACUGAAAAUUCUCAUUUCUCAUUCAAUGAUAAAUUUAAAAUCAACCAUGUAAAAGAAAGUAAUUUAAUAGCAAUGCUGAAGAAUAAAGAGAUAGACAGUGUUGAUAGUAAAGGUUUUAAUGACCUUAGUAAAAAAGCUCCUAGACAUAGAACUUUGUCUAUUUGAUUUUCCAUUUUAAAAGUGCAUCGUACUUGAUCUAUUUUUUAAUUUAUAAAUAUUUUUCCUUUUGGAGUAUAUUAAU
Molecule: messenger RNA, 1476 nt
Organism: Melanaphis sacchari
Lineage: Eukaryota; Metazoa; Arthropoda; Insecta; Hemiptera; Aphididae
Exons: 6
Coding region: 57-1400 (447 amino acids)
Cellular component (GO): membrane; endoplasmic reticulum
Molecular function (GO): chloride channel activity
Source: RefSeq, a predicted model, not a curated record